This is a messenger RNA of Colletotrichum karsti, 792 nucleotides long. RefSeq lists its product as uncharacterized. The record is from RefSeq and is a predicted model, not a curated record. Lineage: Eukaryota; Fungi; Ascomycota; Sordariomycetes; Glomerellales; Glomerellaceae. The transcript is spliced from 2 exons. Gene Ontology annotation, cellular component: small-subunit processome; nucleolus. Gene Ontology annotation, biological process: rRNA processing. The coding region runs from base 1 to 792 and encodes 263 amino acids.
AUGUCGUCUAUGCGGAACGCCGUGCAGAGGCGCUCUCACAGAGAGCGUGCCCAGCCUCUGGAGCGCCAAAGAUUUGGACUCCUCGAGAAGCACAAGGAUUACUCCCUCCGUGCCAAAGAUUACAACAAGAAAAAGGCCACCCUCAAGUCCCUGCGCGAAAAGGCCGCCGAGCGAAACGAAGAUGAGUUCUACUUCGGCAUGCUCAGCCGUCGCGGCCCGGGCUCGAAGCUCAAGGACGGCAAGGGCUGGUCCGGCACCGUCGCCGGCGACCGCGGCAACAAGGCCAUGGACAUGGACACGGUGCGCCUCCUCAAAACCCAGGACGUCGGCUACAUCCGCACCAUGCGCAACGUGAUCUCCAAGGAGGUCAAGCGUCUGGAGGAGCAGAUCGUGCUCGUCGGCGGCGUCGGUGCUGCCAACGACAACGGCGAUAGUGACGACGAGGACACGAGACCCGCGCAACCGAGAAAGAUUGUGUUCCUCGAUGGUACGGAGCAGAGAGACGAGGCUGUUGAGGGGGCGAUGGAGGUCGAUGGCGACAACGAGGAUGGCGAAGACGAGUUUGAGGGAUUCGACGACGACAAAGAGGUCGAGGACGAUGCCCAGCUUCAGAAGGAGAGGGCACUACAAAGAUUACGGCUGCAACUUCAAAACGCGAAGAAGAAACUCAAGGUUCUGGCGAACACUGAGCAGCGCCUUGAGAUACAGCGGACGAAGAUGGCGAAGUCGGCGACGUCGGGCGGCGUGACGAAGAAGGGCAAGAAGAUCAUGGUUCGGACCCGGAAGAGGUGA